Molecule: messenger RNA, 1020 nt
Organism: Phytophthora sojae
Lineage: Eukaryota; Oomycota; Peronosporomycetes; Peronosporales; Peronosporaceae
Exons: 5
Coding region: 1-1020 (339 amino acids)
Source: RefSeq, a predicted model, not a curated record
AUGUCUUCCACGAGUUUUUACCUCGUUUACUCAGGUCGAGUGGAAGUGGUCAAGAACGAGGUCGAUACCCCGGCUCGCACCAACGGAACAAUCCAUUUAACCUUCCUGGGUCCAGGAGAUACGUUCGGUGAGCGGGCGUUGUUAUCCAACACCGACGUACGCGCAGCUUCCGUGAUCGUUGCCAGUGCCCCGGCAGAACUGGUUUUCAUCAACCGCGUCGUGUUCAGCGAGCUGCUCAAGGAAUCGCACGAUUCGAGCAACACUCACACACUCGAGAUCACGAAGCGAUUCCGUAGCAACAAGGACAUUGUGCGCAACAUCUUCAUGCGGAGCUCCGCGCAGCGAUCUGAAAAAGAUCUGAAGUUCGCGGUCGAGUACCUGAAGAGCGUCAAAUUCUUCUCACGAUUCUCCUUUGAAGUCCGGAAGCAGUUGUGCAAGGUGAUGCGGCUCAUUAGUGCGGUCACCAACACGGUACUCUUCGCUGAGGGCCAAAUCGGCCGACACUUCUACAUCAUCUUCACGGGUUGUGUCGACGUGUCCGUCCGGGUCAAAAACCGCUUCGAGGAGACGAAGGAGAGCGUUGUAUCGCGCCUAGGCGAGGGCGAGUACUUCGGUGAGCUUGCGCUCUCUCAAGCGGAUGGCGUUCGCCGUGCUACGGUUAUGUGCACCGAGUUCUGUGAGCUGCUCGUGCUGGGCCGCGAUGAGUACGAGCCACUGAUCAAGAAGUACCAGAACGAAUACCACGCGCAGUACGCGCAAAUGCUCCGAAAGAACCCGUACUUCAUAGGACCCGAGUGGGACGACAACACUAUCGAAGGCAUGUGCUCGGUCAUGACCGAGAAGUACAUUCCUUACAAAGGCGAGAUCUGCAAACAGGGAUCGCGCGCCAGCGAGUUGUUCAUCGUGACUCGGGGCGAGUGUCGAAUCAUCCACGAAGGCAAACACCCAAUCACGAAUGCGCGCCAGGUCUACGAGCUCGGAAGAUAUGGCCCAAACUCGGUCCUGGGCUGCGCAGAGUAA